UCUUAUUCUCAGGAAACACGGUAGGAGGGGUCUACCGUAUUCAGGCAGGUCCUAGCUGAAGGGCGCUCCACCUUGCUCAGGAGGACACACGGUUCCCUGAAAGCAUCCUCUGUGGGGAGUGGGGCAGCGGGUAGAAUAAGGCCAACUCCCCCCCACUCCUAACCAAAAAAAGACCCAUGGGGUGAGGGGUGCAGGUGCAGGCUUGGCUGGCUACCCAGACCUCUUAGCCCUGCCAGGCCCAGCCCCCACCUGCCCCUCCCAGAAGGCGUGGGGCAGCUGUGGCGACAGACCCCAGCCAACAAUAACGGUUGGUUGUGGGACCUGGGACCGGGCGAGCCGGCCAGGCAGGUCCCUGGUGAGCCCGUGCCAGGGGCCACCCCCCUCGGUCUCAAGGUCCUGUCCUGUAGGCACAACCUGUGGUGGUUCAGCUGUGUCCGGGCCUUUUCCCUGCAGAAGCACAGGCCGAACCGUCACCCCCACCCCAGCACUGCCGGGCAGGACAGCCAGGCGGGCCCUCCAGCUCACAAGCCAGAGACCCCCUGCUCCCAUGGCCAGUGCUGGGAACCCUGGGGCCCGAGAGGCCCAGGAGGAGGAUGGGGAGAAGGCAGGGGGCUCCUCUGGGCCCCGAGGGCCUGUGCUGGAGCAGGCCCAGGAGCUCUUUCUGCUGUGCGACAAGGAGGCCAAGGGCUUCAUCACCCGGCACGACCUGCAGGGCCUGCAGAGCGACCUGCCCCUCACACCCGAGCAGCUGGAGGCCGUAUUUGAGAGCCUAGACCAGGCCCACACGGGCUUCCUCACUGCCCGCGAGUUCUGCCUUGGCCUGGGGAGGUUUGUGGGGGCGGAGUCGGCCCAGGGCGCGACGCCCUCCCGGACUCCUGAAGAAACCUUUGAGUCGGGCUGGUCGGCUGCGCAGGGCCCCUUUGGGGACUCUCUGGAGGAGGAAGAGGAGGAGGAGGAGCGAUUCUACGCUGCGCUGGAGCAGCUGGGGGUGGCCCCGGUGCUGGGCGAGCAGCGGGCUGUGAGGACGCUCUGGGUCCGGCUGCAGCGCGAGCGGCCCGAGCUGCUGGGCUCUUUCGAGGACGUUCUGAUGCGCGCGACGGCCUGCCUGGAGGAGGCGGCCCGGGAGCGGGACGGCCUGGAGCAGGCGCUGCGGAGGCGCGAGAGCGAGCACGAGAGGGAGGUGCGCUGCCUGUACGAGGACAUAGAGCAGCAGCUCCAAGAGCAGCGGCAGCGCCUGCGGAGUCAGAACCUCCCCCGGGAGGAGCGGAGAGGCCGCUUGGAGCUGGAGCUGCAGAGCCGCGAGCAGGAGCUAGAGCGCGCGGGCCUGCGGCAGCGGGAGUUGGAACAGCAGCUGCAGGCCCGCGCCGCGGAGCAGCUGGAGGCGCAGGCUCAGCACGCGCAGCUGUGGCGGGCCCACGAGGCGCUGCGGGCGCAGCUGGAGGGGGCGCAGGAGCAGCUCCGCAGGCUGGAGGGCGACGCGCGGGGCCGCCGGGAGCAGACUCAACGAGACGUGGUCACGGUCUCCCGGAACAUGCAAAAGGAGAAACUGAGCCUCCUGAGGCAGCUGGAGCUGCUUAGGGAGCUGAACACACGGCUGCGAGACGACAGGGACGCCUGCGAGGCCAAGAGGCUGGGCGGCAGCCGCAGGAAGGCUCUGGCCACCGCGCGCCUGCCUGGGCCCACCUGCUGCUGCUGCUGCUGCUGCUGGGCCCGCCCCGCCAGACGCGGCUCCGGCCACCUUCCAAGUGCCCGGUGAUGGGGGACCACGGGUGUCACCUGGAAGCGCCGCUCGAGGGCGACCUGCAGUGGAGCGGGGUUGCCCAUCCGGGUGUGGGCUGCACCCGGUGUGACCCGGGCCUUCCGACUGAAGACGGGAGGGACCCAACUUCAGUGGCCGGUGGUCGGUUCUCGUGGCCCCGCUGACCUCCACCCUGCCCCCACCCAUCACUCCCUUUCCGUUCAGCGGAAGAACCCGACUCCAACCCCACCACCGCCAAAUAAAGUCCCCUGGAUGCA
Molecule: messenger RNA, 2016 nt
Organism: Microcebus murinus (gray mouse lemur)
Lineage: Eukaryota; Metazoa; Chordata; Mammalia; Primates; Cheirogaleidae
Gene: CRACR2B
Product: calcium release activated channel regulator 2B
Cellular component (GO): trans-Golgi network membrane
Molecular function (GO): calcium ion binding
Source: RefSeq, a predicted model, not a curated record